Molecule: messenger RNA, 1405 nt
Organism: Trematomus bernacchii (emerald rockcod)
Lineage: Eukaryota; Metazoa; Chordata; Actinopteri; Perciformes; Nototheniidae
Gene: srgn
Product: serglycin
Exons: 4
Coding region: 130-693 (187 amino acids)
Source: RefSeq, a predicted model, not a curated record
GAGCUCUUUUAGGAGGGGAGUUUACACUUUACACUUAUUAUUCACCUCGAGCACAAGAAGCUUCAUUUUGGGAAGGAGACCCUUUGUAUUUGUUCUGGGUGUUUUUGUUGAAGAAAGACAAAGUUGAAGAUGAAACUCAUCCUGUUCUUCGUUAUCUCCUGCCUCGCCUUACAUAACGGAAACGGAGCGCCUAGAACUGCUGUGUAUAAGUUUGUGAAAUGUAACCCCGAGGGCGACCAGGCCAACUGUGUGACCCAGCGGGGUCCAGAAAUGUCCUGGACCCCAGACCUACCCAACAAACUGCCUGCUGCAGAUGCACAGUAUCUUGAGGCAGAGCCUGAGGAGGGUGAGAGUCCACCAAGUGAGGAGGAUGUGGAGUUAGAGAUGGAAGAGGAAGAGGAUGAGCCGAUGACUUCCGAGGAAGGGGAGUCCCCUGUGUGGAUUGACGAUGGCUCUGGAUCUUUCGAGGGUUCUGCCACUGAAGAUAUGCUGAUGGCCGACCUGCCCUUUGGGGCUGCUGAGAGUGACACAGGCUCCGGGGAGUCCUGGGCAGAGAAGGGCGAGGAUCUUUACAAAGUUGGGGCUGUGAGGGGCAUGAGGGGCAUUAGGCGGCUGUUCCCUAGCCGGUCUCUGGUUGGUGAGGCAAAGCCAGCGGAGCAGGAGCUGAGAGAAGACCACCUUCUGCAGCUCUAGACUAUACACCCACCAUAUACAUGAGGCUACCAUCUGUUUUUUUCCAACCUGUCUAUUCAAAUACUAAAACAAAUAUUGCACCACCACAUGGUUGCUUGGACAUUGACAAAGGCCAAAUAUAUAUUUUAUAUUCUCAGUGCUAUUGGUAGGAAUUACUCUCGUCGCAAGAGAACAAGUGUAAACAAUGAAAAAGUAGCUGCCAAAGUAAAAGAAUGGUCUGCAUAAAUGAGACAUAUACAUUAUUUGAUUUAGCUUAACCUGUAUAUGCAUUUUUUGUGUGGAAAAGACGAGUAAGUUGGAAUUAAGUUUUUACUAUAAAUUUGGAAUAUGCUUUUAUAAUGUGUAAUAUCAGUGCAAUACGAUAAAGCCUAUGUCCAUCCUUUGCUCACUCUCUGCAGCUGUGGUUCCAAUUUGUGGAGCUAUGAGGCUUGUUGUUUUAAGACAAACAAAGACAUAUUUAUAUAAUUGGAUUCCUUUGUCUGAAAUGUUGUGACACUUUAGCUUAGACUUACCCUGGAGGGUUAUGAAAAAUAUUGUGAGAACUUGAACAAAAGAAUAUUGCAAACCAAAACCCCUCAGGAACAGAUUCACCCAACCAUAACCACUGUGAGCUGAAACAUAUUCAAAAUAUGCAUGAUGAAAUGCAUGCAUUUCAUCAUGCUCUGCACUGUCUAAUUUGCUUUUGAAGUACAAUAAAGGAUUUAUAACAAAA